Messenger RNA from Lethenteron reissneri (Far Eastern brook lamprey), 2146 nucleotides. RefSeq names its product E3 ubiquitin/ISG15 ligase TRIM25-like. The record is from RefSeq and is a predicted model, not a curated record. Lineage: Eukaryota; Metazoa; Chordata; Hyperoartia; Petromyzontiformes; Petromyzontidae. Gene Ontology annotation, molecular function: protein binding; zinc ion binding.
AUGGCGAGCGCAGCUCCUGCUGAAAACGUGGACCGUGAGUUGACCUGCACCAUCUGCCUUGAUACGUUUGACUGCCCCUCCACGCUCAGCUGCGGCCACUCGUUCUGCCUCCAGUGCCUGGAGGACGCCUGGAAGGAGGCAGACUUCUACUGCUGCCCGCAGUGCCGCAAGACCUUCCCUCGACGACCCCAGCUGACCAGGAACGUGACGCUCGCCAACCUCAUAGAGCAGCUGCGAGUGACUGAGACCAUGGCUGCUGUUUCUGCUGCUCCUGCUGGUGUUGUUUUUUGUGAAAACUGCCCAGAAGGCAAGACGCCUGCAGUGAAGACCUGCCUCAAGUGCGACACAUCCUUCUGCACGGAGCACCUCGCGCCUCACCUGGAGAAUAAAAAGUUUAAUGACCACGUCUUGGUUUCACCAAAUGUAAACCCUGAAGUCCGCAAGUGCAAGAGGCACAAAGAGGAGCUCAAGUUCUUCUGCAAGCAAGACCUCAGCCUCGUAUGCAGGGACUGCAUCAUCACAGGAGACCACACGGGUCAUAAGUUAAUCACACUGGAGGAUGAGCAUCAGACACGGAAGAGUGGCGUCGGAGAAGAAACGCGAGCGGUGGAGGAGCAGAGGAGGAAGGCGGAGGCGUCCGUGGGACGGAUGGAGGCCACUCGCAAGGUCGUGCAGAAUUCCAUGGUCCAGACCAAGGCUCGCAUCUCAGGCGAGUUCACCCGCAUGAGGGCGAUGCUGGAUGAGGACGAGAGGGCAGCUCUGGACUGCGUGGACUUGAAGGGGCGUGAGCUGCUGUCCCAGAUCGAGGAGAACAUCGCUCAUUACCAGCGCGAGAUCAGUGACCUCAUGGCAGCAGCCACGCGCCUGCGCGCUCUACAAGAGGAGAGGGACUCGCUCACGUUCCUGCAGGUUCACCUGAAAGAGACAAACCGGAGAUACGCUCAGAAGGGAUCUCUACCCUCAUCUCCCAGUGAAAAAGAUAUCGCCUCGAUCAUCACCCUGCAGGGAGCUGUGGUCAACCUGCUGGCAUUCAUGUAUGGACGCUCAUCGAGUCUGGACCAAAACUCGGCCCACAACAAACUCCAGAUUUCCUCGGAUCUCAGGACGGUUACGCGGACCGCUGUCUCCCAGGGUCGCCCUGAUCACCCACACCGCUUUGAUCACUGGCCACAAGCCCUGAGCUCCGAGAGCUUGUCGUCGGGUCAACACUACUGGGAGGUGGACGUGGGGGGUGCGGCGGGGGGCUGUGUGGUUGGAGUCGCGUAUAGGACAAUCGCACGCAAAGGGAGUGGUAAAGAAUGCAGCCUGGGACAGAACGACUCAUCCUGGAUGUUAUAUAAAGAUAACAACAGCUGCUCAGUUUGGCAUGGUGGUGUAAAGAGCUCAGUUGCGGUGAGGGAUCCUCCCCGGAGAGUCGGGUGUCACCUGCACUGUGAGGCGGGAUUGCUGUCGUUUUACCGCGCUGACUCAAUGGAGCUGUUGCACUCCAUUCACCACUCGUUUAGUCAACCGCUCUACCCCGCACUGAGUGUGUGGGGUGAUGGUGACUCAGUGAGGAUUCUGGAUCUGAGUCGUGCGUCCUUAGAGCACAGAGCGUGAGCAGCGCAGAGAAACGGGCACAACGCACAGACUCAUGCACACAAAGACACAGAUCCACCAUGAAGCCAUGAAGCCUUAACAGACUGUUGGGGCAAGUGCUGGUAAGCGAACACCUAUAAAGGCCGGCACGGCACUCGAAGGGGACGAUCGCCAACACUACGCCUGGCCGCCUUUGUCUCCCCAGUGGUGACGUUUACACACUGCACCAGGAACUCAUUUGAGGCUGAGUCGACGUUGAGAAGAAUAAGGUUGGCCUGUGUUGUGCCCAGUGUAAGAAAUUAAAGAAGAAGUACCCUCUACAUGGCGUGUCCCGGAAGUCGCUCAUUACAUUUGUGGGAGUGGGUUGGUGUGUGUAUGCCUAUAUAUGUACGUGUCUUUGUUAUUGUGUCUGUGUCUUCGUGUCUGUGUCUUUGUGUCUGUGUCUGUACGUUCAUUGCGUGUGUCUGGGCGUGGUUCUGGCCACCCACCCGCUCGUGUGCCAGUGCCAGCCUUCAUAGUUGCAACUCGCUACUUACAGUACUUGCCCCAACAGUCUGUAAAGGCUACA